AUGUAACAACCAACUCUCGUAUAUCCUCAUGACAGAUCGCUUGCUGGCGAUGACACGGCGUGUGUUUCACCGCUUCACGUAGAGCCAUCGUGAACCUUAGAGUUCGUACUGUGCACAACCUAUUCUUUUUGUAAGCCCUGAGGUUGCGGUUCAGUGACUUAUUAUUUUUAUCAAUCUAUGCCAUUGCCCGCCGUGGGUUAGGUUUCCUCUUCGUGCAGUGUGUGUGGGUCUAUGCGAUAAGAGGGGUGUUGGUUGUGAGGGAAAAAAGUUUCUCAUCGAAUUCUCAUCAGACGCUGACAGUCUCUGUGAAUUGGCUCCUGGAUAACUGAACAGGCGUGAUUAAGGGUAGCUUUUCGAACUAGGCUACACGGAACCAGUCUACCAUCGCCAUGGCUGAGACGGAGGAGAUGUUUGGCAACCGAUUAGCUGAGACAGUCACACAGGGUUUUCUGUGCCUUGCCUUGUCAUUGGGACACAAGACUGGCUUGUUCGAGGCUAUGGCUGGGUUCGAUGAACCAAAGAGUGCCAAGGAAAUAGCAAAUGCGGCUGGUUUGAAAGAAAGAUAUGUACGUGAAUGGCUCGGUGCUAUGGUAUCUGGCUGUAUUGUCGAAGUGGACGAGGAAACUAGCGAACUAUUUCUUCUUCCGCCACAUCGAAGACCCGCUGUGACGCGGCUUGGAGACAUAAUAGACUGGUCAAUGGUCGCUCAAGGAUUGCCUAUGAUUUCUGGUGUCUACGAGAAAGUAAUUGAAUGCACGAAGACAUCUGGGCCGCCUGGAAUUACUGGUGGUGACUAUUCUCCAAGUUAUCAUCAAUGGAGGAAUCAAUGCUACGAUACUUUCGUCCAGGCAUCGUUACUGGAGGCUUUCAUACCGUCCAUCCCAGGCUUUGAAGCUAUUCUGGGGCAAGGCACCAACGUGCUAGAAAUCAACAACCACAAUGGAUCAGCGGCUCGUAAACUAGCCAGGGCGUUUCCAGAAAGUAGUUUUUUCCUCAGUAACAACCCUCGUAUGUCCAAAGAUGAAAAGAGCAAUUCUGGCGAUCCGCUGACCACUCCCAGCUCGCCUUACAAACAGUUCAAUCUCACUGUGGAGACUCAUGACCCAACUAACCUGCCCGCCGAUUGGUCCGGCAAAUUUGGCGUGGUGUUGGCCAUCCAGAAUAUCCGGGACACUCCUCGGCCUGACGUCAUCGUUCAAGAAGUCCAUCGAAUCUUAAAACCUGAGGGAUUGUUUGCAAUGAUGGAGAGCAAUAUGAAGUCUAGAAUCGCUGACAAUCGUGACAACCCUGCGUCAGUCUUUGUCUACACCUGUAGUCUGUUCAGUUCUCUUCCUCAAUCUUUGAGCGACGAGGCAGGCUUAGGACUGGGCGCUGCUUUCGGUCGGGAGUCCUUCAAACCAUUUCUAGAGAAAGCGGGCUUCAAAACGAUCACCCUUGUCCCAGUACCAGGGGAUCCCCUUGACCAGGUGACUUACGUGUGUAAGAAAUGAUUCCUUUUUUGUAGAUGAACAUUAAGAUAAAUCCACAGUUUUCUAACGCAGUUUUCUAACCUGACGAUUUACUAAAGAGGUUUUCUUAAUUGAUUUUUAAUAAUUGAUAAUCGAUUAAAGUGACAGCUGUAUGGCGAAAUGAAUUCCUUUCAAAAUGUAUCUCAAGGACAACAACUAAUCGGACUGAUGAUUGGAGAUUUUUUGGUUGAACUUUUCGCGUUCACGCUUAAUAAAUUGUUGGUAUAAGCGCCCUUUCCACUGAUGUAAAUUCUCAUAGGUAUUAAUCAUUUCCACUUGUGCUGUAUAUUGAAAAAAACACUGUCUUUCACGUGACCUAUACACCCACAGCUCAGGUUUGUGCCUGUCAAUUAUAAAUGUUAUAAUGCACCACUUGUUGAAGCCAGCCAAAGUAAAAAGAGAAGGCUGGUAUAAUGGAUUCUUUAUUUUGAGGUAACUUUAACAGAAUGUAAGUGAUUUCAAACUGUUCAAUUAAGAACACCAACGUUCCCUAUAAUUUGGGGAAAAUCGUUUCGUGAAAAAAUUGUCCACCUGAAUCUCAACGCUACUUCCCCGCAAAAGUAUCUGUACUUUGUCGUGUGAUUUCAGUGACGUAAUUUGUCAUACUUUAUCAGCAUGUGCAUGAAUCAAACAGAGAGACCUUAAAAUGUACAUGCCUGGACUUUAAACUCUUCGGUUAUAACAAAGAAACAGCUUUACCGAACUAUUGGAUUAUUAUGUCGUGUGCCAAAAUGUUUAAAGUGACCUGCUUUGGUCACGUGACGACUUCCCAUGUACAGAGGGAAACCAACUCUAUGUUUAUGACUAGAAAUAUCAAUACAUUAAUAAAAAAAAUUAUAAUUUUCUGUGAAGUUUGAUCGUAUACUUCGGUUAUACCACUUGUGAUGUCCUAAAUGAGACGCUUUGUCAACUCCGUGGAUGCUUCUUUUGUUAUUUAUCGGCAGACUGUUGUACAAAAUCAUCCAAAGAUGAAAGCAUUUUGUUUUGGAAAUAAUCUGUAAAAGGUGACUAUUAUCAUUUCAGUAUCAAAGUUUUGAUAAAGAUGGAGACAAAUCACACGAUCCUGUAAAAUAAAUUUAAUAAAAGUUGUAAUUCGUUGUGCAACAUUGCAGCCA
Molecule: messenger RNA, 2623 nt
Organism: Acanthaster planci (crown-of-thorns starfish)
Lineage: Eukaryota; Metazoa; Echinodermata; Asteroidea; Valvatida; Acanthasteridae
Molecular function (GO): S-adenosylmethionine-dependent methyltransferase activity
Source: RefSeq, a predicted model, not a curated record